Molecule: messenger RNA, 1634 nt
Organism: Panicum virgatum (switchgrass)
Lineage: Eukaryota; Viridiplantae; Streptophyta; Magnoliopsida; Poales; Poaceae
Product: probable glucuronosyltransferase Os04g0398600
Exons: 4
Coding region: 151-1437 (428 amino acids)
Biological process (GO): plant-type secondary cell wall biogenesis; glucuronoxylan biosynthetic process
Molecular function (GO): glycosyltransferase activity
Source: RefSeq, a predicted model, not a curated record
CUCUCCAUUUGUCCUACCAAAAUCUCUCCUUUGCUUAGCUCCUCAAUUCCUCUUCCUCCUCUUUGUCGAGUUCCCCAAAUCCAAUCCCCUCGUGAAGCUCUCCUCCCUUCGCCCCUAGAGGUCGAGACCGGCGCAGGCGUCCCCUCCGGGAUGGGAUCAGGAGCGGGGUGGCUCCCCGUGGCCCUCCUGCUGCUGGCCGCCUCCGUCCUCUCGCCGCGGGUCGCCGCAGCCGCCGCCGCCGCCGGCGGCGAGGCCGAGCAUGCCGUUCAGCAGCACAGCGAGCGCAUCUCAGGGAGUGCUGGUGAUGUGUUAGAAGAUAAUCCUGUGGGGAGGUUGAAGGUUUUCAUUUAUGACUUGCCGAGGAAGUACAACAAGAAGAUGGUCACCAAGGAUCCACGGUGCCUCAAUCACAUGUUUGCUGCAGAAAUUUUCAUGCAUCGUUUCUUGCUCUCAAGUGCUGUGCGGACUCUAAAUCCCAAGGAGGCGGACUGGUUCUAUACGCCAGUUUAUACUACUUGUGAUUUAACUAAUGCUGGACUGCCCUUGCCAUUUAAGUCACCACGGGUGAUGAGGAGUGCAAUCCAAUAUAUUUCAAACAAAUGGCCCUUCUGGAACAGAACUGAUGGAGCAGAUCACUUCUUUGUUGUUCCGCAUGAUUUUGCAGCAUGCUUCCAUUACCAGGAAGAAAAGGCUAUUGAGCGUGGAAUUCUUCCAUUGCUGCGACGUGCUACUUUGGUUCAAACUUUUGGACAGGAAAAUCAUGUCUGUCUGAAGGAGGGUUCUAUCAUUAUCCCACCCUAUGCUCCUCCACAGAAAAUGCAAGCUCAUCUGAUUUCCCCUGACACUCCACGCUCAAUCUUUGUUUACUUCCGGGGACUUUUCUAUGAUACAGGGAAUGACCCUGAGGGCGGGUACUAUGCCAGAGGUGCACGAGCUUCCCUGUGGGAGAAUUUCAAGAGCAACCCUCUAUUUGAUAUUUCCACAGAUCACCCUGCCACUUACUAUGAAGACAUGCAGCGUGCUGUCUUCUGCCUGUGCCCAUUGGGCUGGGCACCAUGGAGCCCUAGAUUGGUUGAGGCUGUGGUCUUUGGCUGCAUUCCAGUUAUCAUAGCUGAUGAUAUUGUGCUACCAUUUGCGGAUGCAAUUCCAUGGGAGGAAAUUGGUGUCUUUGUCGAGGAGAAGGAUGUCCCGAAGUUAGACACAAUCCUCACAUCAAUGCCAAUCGAUGACAUUUUAAGAAAGCAAAGGUUACUUGCAAAUCCAUCAAUGAAGCAGGCCAUGUUGUUCCCGCAUCCAGCCCAACCGAGGGAUGCAUUCCACCAAAUCUUGAACGGUCUUGCUCGCAAGCUGCCACACCCUGAGGGAACAUACUUACAACCUGGCGAUAGGCAUCUCAACUGGACUGCUGGACCUGUGGGAGAUCUGAAGCCCUGGUAGCGAAGAGCAAUCUUCUUAUCGGAUAAGCUUUUCCAUGGAAACCCCAUAGGAGUAGUCUAUACUUCAUGAAGUGUGAUGUAAUCGAAAUGUUGUGCUUUAGGUGCAAAAUACACCCUGGCCUUGUCUAGUCCUUAUGAACACCAUGUAACUUAUUAUCUUUCGAUAGAAAUGAAAUGGUGUUUAUCUUGCUAUCAAAA